Molecule: messenger RNA, 4527 nt
Organism: Orbicella faveolata
Lineage: Eukaryota; Metazoa; Cnidaria; Anthozoa; Scleractinia; Merulinidae
Product: 1-phosphatidylinositol 4,5-bisphosphate phosphodiesterase beta-4-like
Biological process (GO): release of sequestered calcium ion into cytosol; phosphatidylinositol-mediated signaling; phosphatidylinositol metabolic process
Molecular function (GO): phosphatidylinositol-4,5-bisphosphate phospholipase C activity; calcium ion binding
Source: RefSeq, a predicted model, not a curated record
UUACCACUCUUGUGAUUGGUCGUUGAGACGGAAGGCGCAGAUUCUUCUGUAACGCAAGAAAACAAGAGUGGUCUUGGUUCGUGUUUAGUUCGGUUAGCUGUGGUUCUUUCGUAACUCAGUUCUUGACAUGACGAUACAAUAACAGGCUUAUCAGAGGUCAGCGUAAAAGAGACAAGAGAGUAUGAUUUUACGUCGAAAAAGAGCACUUUAAAGCAUCUUUGGGCUAUGUGUUAUGUCGUCUCAGCGAUCUCUCAAAUGCGGGUUUUCGCGUAAGUGGUAUGGCGACUCCUCGGAUCUCCUGGGACGUGUUCGUCCCUAGUUUGCUUCAAAGUGGGACGCUAUUAACAAGAUGGGAAGAGGAGUCCAACGCGAGUCAAGGACUGUUUUUCAGUGUCGACAAAUAUGGAUUCUUUUUGGCCUGGAGAGAAGACGACAAGGAAGCGAAUUGUCUGGAUCUAUGCUAUGUUAGCGAAGUUAGGCCAGGAGGUGUUCCGAAGGAUGUCAAAUUACGAGAGUCACUUCAAAAUGAAGGGGAGGGAUCUUUGGAAGGAAGAUCCUUCACCAUUGUUUAUGGUCCAAAUCUCGUGGACGUUUCAUAUAUGCAUUUGUGUGCGGAAAGUAAUAAAAUUGCUGAGGAGUGGAUUAAAGGACUCAGUCCAUUGUUACACAACCUCAAGAUUUACAAUGCCAGCAUCUUGACACAGCUGUUGAAACUCUAUGUUAAACUGACAACCCACUUGGUGAGUCCUUCAAACAAGAUUUCUGUCAAGAGCAUCUGCAAAUGCCUCAAUGUUGGAAAGUAUGAACAGCGAGUCCUAGAGGGGCUUGAAGCCAUGAAACUUCCUUGUGGAAAGAUGGAUGAACUGGAUUGUGAAAAUUUCAACUUUGAGCAGUUCUACCAACUCUACUUGAAAGUGUGUGGCAGGCUAGAAAUUGAGCACCUUUGUUUCAAAUGGGGUGGAGGUAAAACACCUUUCCUUAAUGUAAAUCAGCUGAUGAAUUUCCUGAACCAGGAACAGAGGGAUCCUCGGCUGAACGAGAUACUUUAUCCGUACUACAACAAAGAGAAGGCCCUGUCACUGAUCUGGAAAUACGAGAAAUCCCUGGACAAUCUUCGAAGAGAUCGUAUCACUGUUAAUGGACUGACGAGAUAUCUGUUGAGUGAGGACAAUCUUCUCAUGAUGCCAAACAGAGUGGAAAUUUAUCAAGACAUGACUCAGCCUCUCUCUCACUACUUCAUUAACUCGUCACACAACACAUACCUUGUGGGGCGCCAGUUUGGUGGCAAGUCCUCAGUGGAGAUGUAUAGACAAUGUCUGCUGGCAGGCUGUCGGUGCAUUGAGCUGGAUUGCUGGGACGGACCUGGUGAUGAACCCAUUAUAACACACGGUAAAGCAAUGUGUACUAACAUCAUGUUCAAGGAUGUGAUAGAAGCGAUACGUGACUCAGCCUUUGUGACAUCAGAGUACCCUGUGAUACUGUCCUUUGAGAAUCACUGCAGUAAGUCACAGCAGUACAAGAUGGCUCUCUAUUGUUCUGACAUCUUUGGUGACAUGCUUCUGAAACUGCCUUUGGACAGUCAUCCACUUGAAGAAGGCAGACCUCUGCCAUCACCAAGCCAUCUAAAGAGAAGGAUAAUCAUAAAGAACAAGAAACUCAAACCAGAACAGGAAGAAGAUUACAGUGAAAUUUUUAGUGAUUUUGAAGCUACAGAUACUUCAGGAUUUCAUCGUGGAAGCAUAAAGGAAACAGCAAUCAUUGAUGACGAGAUUGAGGAGGAGGACGAAGUUCAGGAAAGUGAUAAUGAAAGUGAUUCUCGUGAACGAUCUUUAAGUUGUGAGGAGUUCAACAAAAUCAUGGCAUACAGUGAGAAAGUGUGCAAUGAUCUUUUACGAGAAUCUACCUCAACUGCGGCAGAAGAAUCUUCGCCUGAUGACAAGGAAGUCACACUUGACGACAUAGCUCAAUAUAGCUCUGUGUCAGAGUACUCGAAUUUUCUUCUGUCAAAGAUUUUGAAUGAAGCAGGUUUGAAUGGCGUGUCAAAGGAUAUGGAAAACUCCUUUGUGUUGUCUCGGAACAGUAGAAACUUUCUUGAAAUGCAAGGUAUUGAGAUGCUUGCGGACAAUUGUAGUUCUGAAAGUAGUUCACGCUCAUCAAGAACUAGUGAGGAUGUAAACUUUCAUCCUGGAACUCGCACAUCAGGAAUUUCACUAGGUUCGACUUUGAGCGCGGCCUCUGAUGCUUCCACAGACAGUGACAGUCUUUCUGUCACGCCUACAGUUACCGUGACAGACAGUGGAGAAACAUGUUACGAGUUUCCCACAACCAAAGAAGAAACUAGUACUAAGGAAGUUGCGGCUGUUCAGAAACCAUACAGAAACAAUGGUGGCCUUGAGUCCAUACAAGAGGUUUCUGACGCAACUGAAAAUGAUUGUCCUGUGAACGCUGAGGAUUCUGAUGAUAGUUCAUUAAAGUCCGACACAAGAAAGUUGUUCACUGAUUUAGAGUCUGAAAACAAUGACCAACCGAAUGGAAAAAUCAAUUCCUCUGUUAUCCAAUGCAACGGCAAAGUGGACAGUAAACGGACACAUCCUUCAGUGCAAGGAACAAAUUCUGGAGCUUCUUCAAGAAGCAGCAGAGACUCGUACGACCCAAAAUUUGUGUAUGGGAGAAAAGAAAGCAAUGCGAGUACCCAGAGUGUGGAGUCUAAUCCUGAAGACGAUGAGGAAAGAGACUCCAUCAGUGAGUUUAAGAAGCGAGAAGAAAAACUAGCAAGCUUUGGGAGUUCACUGAGGUUAAACAUGGGGGGAAAGAAGACGUCAAGAGCUGCUAGCCUCACUCCCGAGGAUAUGGAAUUCCUUAGUCAAUACAGUUCUACCACAACUGCAGGAAGUAUCCAUCCCUACUUGUCGUCCCUGGUGAAUUAUAUUCAUCCUGUGUCAUUCAGUGGAUUUGACGAAGCAGAGAAAAAGAACUUGUCCUAUCAAAUCUCUUCAUUCAAUGAGUCAACAGGUUUUGGUUUGUUGAAAGCAAGUCCAGUAGAGUUUGUGAAAUAUAACAAACGGCAACUGUCUAGGAUUUAUCCCAAAGGAAGUAGAGUUGAUUCAAGCAAUUACAUGCCACAGGUGUUCUGGAAUGUUGGUUGCCAAAUGGUUUCACUCAACUUUCAAACUUCAGACUUAGCUUUUCAACUGAAUGAUGGAAAAUUUGAAUACAAUAAAAGAUGUGGGUACCUCCUCAAGCCGGAUCUGAUGUGUCGAACUGAUCGGCAGUUCGACCCAUUUACUGAAACUGUAAUUGAUGGAAUGGUUGCUGCCUCAGUUACUGUCAAGGUGAUUUCAGGGCAGUUCUUGUCUGACAAGAGGAUAAGCACUUGUGUGGAGGUGGACAUGUAUGGUCUUCCAACUGACACGUUACGCAAGAAGUACAAGACAAAGUAUGUUCCAAACAAUGGAAUGGAUCCUGUCUAUGAGGAGGAAGAAUUUGUGUUUAGACGGGUUGUCUUUCCAGACCUUGCUCUCCUGAGAUUUGGUGUUGUAGAUGACAAUGAUAAACUCAUCGCUCAGCGGGUCGUUCCAUUAGAUGGUUUACAGUCUGGUUUUCGGCAUAUUUCUCUGAGAACAGAACACAACAUGCCACUGCCAUUGGCAACAUUAUUUUGUCAAAUUUCCCUUAAGACGUACAUUCCAGAGAGAUUUACAGCCAUUGUUGAUGAGCUCUCAGAGCCCUUAAAGUACCAAUCUGCUGUUGACAAGCGAGCGGCCCAAAUGGUUGUGUUUGGAAUUGAUGAGGAAGAAGACAGCAAUUUUCCUUCAUUCAUGAAGAUUUCUUCAUCCUCUAAUUCAAUAUCUAAAAUGAAGGCUCCAUCGUCAACCUCCAUCAGCAAUGUGGGCGUGUCUGCAGCCCCGUCACGGACACGGGAGUCUGUUGUGACGCUAAAUUACAGUGGUGCAAGAUCCUCGUCAGAGCUUACGCUGAUUGAGAGUAAUGUGCCCAAGAAACACGACUUCAAAUUUUCUCCAGUUAUUGUGGAAGAAUUGAAGAAAGACAAGACAUUUUUAAAGGUCUUUAAAAGACAUCAGAAAGAAAACGAAGCACUUUUGAAGAGAUACACAAAAGAACGUUUGGCCAUGCAGAGAGUUCAUACUGGACAACUGGAAAAGCUGAUAACAAACUACGAGAAGAUAAAAACCACAGCUAUAAAAACAUUUGAGCGUGCAGUCAAACGAUGUGGGGAAGACAAAUCUGAAGAAUUGCGAAAAGUUCAUGACAGCAAGAUGCUUUAUCUCAACAAAACCCAAACUGACAAGGCAAAGGAAAAAUUAACAAGCCAAACAGAGGAGUGGAUAAAUAUGGUAAACAGACAAGUUGAGGAGGAAAUUGGGUUCUAUGAGCAACAGGCUGAGCUGGUAAGUAGUUAAGUAAUUGGAUUGAAUGGAGUGCAAUUCGGGGAGUAAUCACGCAUUUAUUAAGUAAUUUCAAAAUCGGGUGAGCUCAAAGCAGGAGGCCAAUUUUGAAAUAAUCAGC